CCUCAAGCUGCAAGGACAGCCUCAUCCAGCCGUUCGCGCUCCCGCUCGUCUCAUCUCCCCCUCCUCCACGUCCCUCCCCUCUCGCGUCGUGCACCCGGCCUUGGGAGCGCGUUCGCCACCACCUAAGCACUCGAGCACCUUCCAGGACCGCACCCACCCCAACCACGUGCCAUGAACAUCUUUCGGCUCUUUGGCGACCUCUCCCACCUCGCGUCCAUCUUCAUCCUCGUGCACAAGAUCCAGAAGAGCAGGAGCGUGCGCGGCAUCUCGUUCAAGACCCAGCUCAUCUACCUCGUCGUCUUCCUCACCCGCUAUGUCGACCUCCUCACCGGCCCGCACAUCUCGUACUACAACACCCUCAUGAAACUCUUCUUCAUCGGCUCGAGCGCCUACGUCCUCUUCCUCAUGCGCUUCAAGUUCAGGCCGACCCAGGACCCAGCCAUCGACACGCUCCGGCUCGAGUACCUCCUCGGACCCUGCGCCGUUCUCGCCCUCAUCUUCAACUACCGCUUCACCGUCAUGGAGAUCCUGUGGGCCUUCUCGAUCUACCUCGAGGCCGUCGGUAUCCUCCCCCAGCUCUUCAUGUUGAGCCGCACGGGCGAGGCCGAGAACAUCACGACCCACUACCUCUUUGCGCUCGGCGCCUACCGCGCCCUCUACGUGCCCAAUUGGGUCUACCGCUACUUUACCGAGGACACGGUCGACCCGAUCGCUGUCUGCGCAGGCCUCGUGCAGACGGCCAUGUACAGCGACUUCUUCUACGUCUACUGGACCAAGGUCAUGCGGGGCCAGAAGUUUGAGCUUCCGGCAUGAGCGCGUCGACCGUCGCUCGUCCAGCCACGCUCGGCGUCUCGCCAGCUCCUCUCGCCCUCGCACCUCUCCCCUCCCUCCUCUUCCUCCUCCCCGACUUUUCCACGCCGCAUACCCCCGACCCGCAUGGACACUCGCAUCGACGACGACGACGGUAAGGAGGGACGGCAGUGGUGAGCGAGGGGCGUAAUCAGGAGGGCGGCCUCUCGUAGACGCUGUUGAGCGAAAAAGAGUCGCGGGCGGCGGCAAUGUAGAUACCCUCUCUUUC
Molecule: messenger RNA, 1078 nt
Organism: Rhodotorula graminis WP1
Lineage: Eukaryota; Fungi; Basidiomycota; Microbotryomycetes; Sporidiobolales; Sporidiobolaceae
Exons: 7
Coding region: 172-813 (213 amino acids)
Biological process (GO): endoplasmic reticulum to Golgi vesicle-mediated transport; protein retention in ER lumen
Cellular component (GO): membrane; endoplasmic reticulum; cis-Golgi network
Molecular function (GO): ER lumen protein retrieval receptor activity
Source: RefSeq, a predicted model, not a curated record